AUGUCUGAACUGCGGUCUAGUAGCAGUCAAGUUCCUGAAAAUUUCUCUCCAAACAUAUCUUCAAGAACUCGUGCAAAGCAGCGCUCUCAGGCUCUGCGAGUGCAAAAUGCAGCCUAUCUACUAGAGACUUGGAGAUGUCGAACCACAUGCGUGCAGGCUGAAUGUUUCUAUGAUGGCAUGGCAGACUCCCAGGCAAUCGAAGGAUUCUCCACACAACCGCAGCAGUUCCAGGAGCUCGAGAAAGUCAAGUUCAGGAUAUCACUACACACCAUGGAUAGCAACCAAAGUGUGACCUGUGUGGACCAGUCAUACUCCGAAUCGGAUUGUCGCCUAGACAUCUUCGACCGCAUCAAGGCUACAAUGGAUGUUCCAACCACGUAUGAACACUUGGCCUGGCGUUUAUCUGUUGCCCACCACAAGGACCCACCCCAUCACCUUCUGACAUCAUAUGAUAUAGAUGAUGCGUUCAAAGCGGUGCGAACAGAACAGGGCUCUGGCAGGCGGAAGAAGAAAGUUGUGAUUGAAAUUAUCAACACCAUGCCUACACUGAAAGAAAGGCCGGUGAAACGCAGCCCCGAAUCUUCUGCGGCAGACGAGCAGAGCCUGAAGACAACAAGGGAAUACCCGAUCAUGAGGCCCCAGCCACUCAAAAGGACAUAUGCCCUUUACAUGGAAAGUGAUGAAGAAUCUAGCGAUGACAAACCACCGCAAAUCAUCAAGGACUUCCUUACCAGUGUCCAUUCUCGCUAUCCUGCAAUGAACCUCUUACAAUACGCCAGUAAACUGAAGGAUCGUGGCAUAUUGUAUUUGCCAACCACAGCUGGGUUUGAUGUUGGAUUCUACCAGAACAAGGUCGCUCACCAGGUUAUUGGCGUUGCAUGGGUGUUGGAAUGCAAGAAAUGUGGGGACAAGGGAGGCUGUUUGAGCGAUGAGAUGGGCUUAGGGAAGACGGUGCAGAUAAUAUCAGUGGUCGUCGCCAACCCCUCCAAUGACCCUAUAUGCAAGACGAACCUUAUCGUUGCUCUGUUGGCCUUACUGGACCAAGGGAAGCUUGAGAUCGAGAUGAAGAUCACCAACAAUUUGAAGUGUCUAGAUUACCAUGGCUCCAACAAACCUCGCAAGAAGACUGACUUGAUGAAAUACGACAUUGUAUUAACUACUUAUCAUACUCUUGCACUGGAAUGGCCAGAUGUGGAGGUGGAAGAAAAAGCCAAGCAGAACGGCUUUGAACAUCCCACUAAAAAGGCUCAGGAGCAGCUGCUCGUUUCGCGUACCGGUGUUAAUUGUGUUGAUCCGAACCACGUCAAAACUCAUGAAGACUAA
Molecule: messenger RNA, 1323 nt
Organism: Suillus discolor
Lineage: Eukaryota; Fungi; Basidiomycota; Agaricomycetes; Boletales; Suillaceae
Product: SNF2 family N-terminal domain-containing protein
Exons: 9
Coding region: 1-1323 (440 amino acids)
Cellular component (GO): cytoplasm
Molecular function (GO): ATP binding; ATP-dependent chromatin remodeler activity
Source: RefSeq, a predicted model, not a curated record